UUGCGCGAACAAGGGCGGAAACACAGCGCGGUGACGGAUGGGUAAACUCACCGACAUACAGGAAGAAAAAGACGAGGCUCAGUCUGCUGUGCGAAGCUGCUCCCUGCUGUCCCCCCCCUCCCUUUACCGCGGAUACACGGCGAUAUAAAGGACCAAAUCAGUGCUUGACCAGUUUUAUCAGGUAUGGCAGAGUUGGCGAGUCUGGUGCAGCGGCUGGAGCUGGCGGUGGGCCGCCUGGAGGCCAUGUCAGGCCCUGGAGGCAGCACUGGAGAUUCUGCUGGGGGAGCUGUAUCAGUGUACGUGGAGGCCUUUGACAAGAUCGUCAGCGGUCCGGUGGCCCAGUACUUUUCCCUCAGCCAGCAGAUAGGGGGCGAUGUCAAGAAACAUGCAGAAAUGAUGAAGCAGGCAUUCUCCUGUCAGAGACAACUCCUCAUAACGGCCUCAUCCUCCCAGAAGCCCUCUGAUGCAGUUUUGACGACUCUCCUGCAGCCAGUGUCUAAAGCGAUCCAGCAGGUGCAGGCUUUCCGCGAGCAGAACCGCACCUCUCCACACUUCAACCACCUCUCUGCCGUCAGCGAGAGUGUCCCUGCCCUUGGAUGGGUCGCCAUGGCUCCUAAACCAUGCCCCUAUGUUAAAGAGAUGCAGGAUGCCGCCAUGUUCUACACCAACCGUGUGCUCAAGGAAUACAAGGAGAAGGACAAGACACAUGUGGACUGGGUGAAGGCCUACGUCUCCAUCUGGACUGAGCUGCAAAACUACAUCAAACAGCACCACACCACCGGACUGACCUGGAGCAAGAGUGGUCCCAUGGCUUCAGCCACUGCAGCGCCUCCCAGUGCUCCUGCUGGUGGAUGUCCUCCCCCACCUCCACCUGGACCUCCUCCUCCCCCCAUGGACUUGAGCGAACCCUCUGGCGGCGGCGGCGGUGGCUCUGGUGCUGAUAAUCGUAACGCUUUGUUCGCCUCAAUCAACAAGGGAUCUGACAUCACCAGGGGCCUGAAGCAUGUGAGUGAUGACGAGAAGACUCACAAGAAUCCCGCCCUGAGGGGUCAGGGCACUGCAGUGCGUACCGGACCCAAACCCUUCACUACUUCCACCCCCCGACCUGCUGUGUCUGCCCCCCCGACCCGCACUCUGCCCCCUGUGUUGGAGCUGGAGGGGAAGAAGUGGAAAGUGGAGAACCAGGAGGGAGUGCAGGACCUGGUGAUCAGCCAAACUGAGCUGAAGCAGGUGGUUUACGCUUUCAAGUGUAACAAGAGCACCCUGCAGGUCAAGGGCAAAAUCAACUCCAUCACUGUAGACAAUUGUAAGAAAAUGGGCCUGGUGUUUGAUGAUGUUGUGGGAAUCAUAGAGGUCAUCAACUGCAAGGAUGUCAAGGUCCAGGUCAUGGGUAAGGUCCCCACCAUCUCCAUCAACAAGACGGAAGGUUGCCAUGUUUACCUGAGCAAAGACUCCUUGGCCUGCGAGAUCAUCAGCGCCAAGAGCUCAGAGAUGAACAUCCUGGUACCCCAAAAAGACGGAGAGUUUACCGAGCUUCCUGUUCCCGAGCAGUUCAAGACCAUCUGGGACGGCCAGAAGCUCGUCACCACAGCAACAGAGAUCGCCGGCUAGACAGGGGCAGCGUAUUAAAUGGCCGCCCCUCCUUGACACCAUCCCCACCCCUUUUUUUUGCAAACGCCUACCUGACUGAUCGACCACCCCACCAACUAACUCUCACACUGUAGACUGAGAUUCGGACCUCAUGCGUUAUAUCUCCCGCCCUGCUUCCUUGUCAGCCAAUCACAGCUUAAGCUGUCCCUUCCAUAAGCCAAUGAGAGGACUGCUCGCUUUACCUGGCGCAAAUCCUCCAGCCAAUCAGCAGGGAGCAGCUUGUCAUUCAAAUUGGGUUUUCCCCUGUGGGCCAGUGAGCACAAAACGUUGACGAGUUUUGCCAAUAGCCGGGAAGCUCUGUAUGAUUUUUAAAUAUCUGGAUAAUGCUAAGCUAAAUUUAACAUGUAGAAAUGCAGAAUAGCCAACAUGAGAACAGGGAUGUUGAUUCCUCUGCAACAAAAGCACUGUAGCCAAUCAGGCUCUACUAUCAGGAUGCUUCAGGUUUUCUUUUUCUUUUUUCCUCUUCCUGGUCAGGAGGGACUGGUGUGGUGUUAUUUUUUUUUUUUUUUUUAAGUUGUGGCCUGAUAGGUUUGUUUCGUUAUAUGCAAUUCACUGGUGAAGCACUUGUCAAAAAAAGCCCUAUUUCAGAGGAUAAUGGCAUCCGCUGGUGUCGACUUUUAAAAUUAUUAACAUUCAUAGAGUUGUCAGCACUCUGAGAACAUAACUAGGAGUAAAAACGCGUUGUGCGCAAAACCACUAUUUCACAGCAUGAAACUCUUCAUCUAGAUGGCGCUGAAGCAGUUUUAAAAUAGCAGGAAAAAAUUAAAACUCCUCGUGCUUUCCCUCAAACCCACACAUAGAACAUUCCUGAGUAUCAAAAACAUUCCAUACAAGGAGGCAUGUAAGAAAAAGUCUGCGGUGAAGAGCGAAGAGAUGUUGAUACAAAGUGGAGGAGUAGGUAAAUGACACAGGUAAGAGACUGAAAGCCAUAAACAUUGGUUGUUGUUGAACACUUCACCUCAGUCUCUAGAUUGGAAAUAUCUGCUGUAAUCAUCUGUAUAAAUAUGAAUAAUUAUUAAAACGGUCUUAAAUAUUAGCCCUCACCAUCAACAUCUCUCUACUCACGCCAAGCCAUGUCUGCACUCUUUGGUUAUCGUCAGCUCUUGUAGCUGUGAAGCUCUUUGCUGAAAAUUUUUAUUUUAAUUUUUUUUUUCAAUAUUGUCUCUUUCUUUUACCUCUUUAUUUUUUGGGUCCGAAGUCUGCUCAUUAGUACUGGAGACGUCAUUAAAAAUGUUGCAAAAAAUGAA
This is a messenger RNA of Xiphias gladius (swordfish), 2897 nucleotides long. It is a transcript of the gene cap1, whose product is annotated as CAP, adenylate cyclase-associated protein 1 (yeast). Gene Ontology annotation, molecular function: adenylate cyclase binding; actin binding. Bases 184 to 1611 code for a protein of 475 amino acids. The record is from RefSeq and is a predicted model, not a curated record. The transcript has 13 exons. Gene Ontology annotation, cellular component: cytoplasm. Lineage: Eukaryota; Metazoa; Chordata; Actinopteri; Istiophoriformes; Xiphiidae. Gene Ontology annotation, biological process: cell morphogenesis; cytoskeleton organization; regulation of adenylate cyclase activity.